AUGUAUAAGGAAGAAAAACACCCUGAAGAAAAGUCAGAGAAAAAAGCGUUUGAGUUUAUUCAAGAGGAUGAAAAGAAAGAGCAGAGCUGCUCAGAUGACAGCGUCAGAGAUGAUGAAACUCCAAUAACGGACAAGCAGGGCAAGAAGAGACCCGCAGCAGACUUUGAUGAGGAGGGGGUGACCCAUGCUGUGGGAAAUGAGGUACAGUCCAUGCUGGAGAGAUUUGGAGCUGAUAUCAGCAAAGUGAUGCAGGCCAAGAAGAAGCGUCUGGAGUGCUUGACGAAGAACUACAUGAAGGGAAGCCAACACAAGCUGGAGCAGCUGUGGAACGUCUACCACGCUCAGAGGCAGAAGAUAACUAGCCAGUACUCCCAGCAGGUGUCCUCAGCGCUGCAGCAGUGGGAGACAGAAGCCCAGCGAGCCGAGGAGCAGGAAGAGAAGCUCAACAAUCUGUUCAGACAACAGCAGAAGAUCCUGCAGCAGGCCCGAGUGGUUCAGAACCAGAAGCUGAAGACUGUCAGAGAGCUGUACGAGCAGUUUGUGAAGAACAUGGAGGACAUGGAGAAGAGCCACGACUCUUUCCUGCAGGGGGCGCAGCAAGAGCUGAGGAAGGAGAUGGCCACGCUGCAGAAGAAGAUCCUCAUGGACACACAACAGCAGGAGAUGGCCACAGUCCGUAAAUCGCUGCAGUCCAUGCUGUUCUAGCCUGCUGUUACCACGGCUACAGAGCUACUUCCUACUGUUAACGACUGUCACUGCCCGAUGUGAGUCGAGGGCAGAUGUGAGUCGCGCACGCUCAGAUUUAAACUGUUUACGGCAUAACGAGUCAUACUGAAAUUUGUGAAAUCCA
Messenger RNA from Perca fluviatilis (European perch), 850 nucleotides. RefSeq names its product synaptonemal complex protein 3 (gene sycp3). Gene Ontology annotation, cellular component: synaptonemal complex. Lineage: Eukaryota; Metazoa; Chordata; Actinopteri; Perciformes; Percidae. The transcript is spliced from 9 exons. Bases 1 to 705 code for a protein of 234 amino acids. Gene Ontology annotation, biological process: meiotic cell cycle; spermatid development. The record is from RefSeq and is a predicted model, not a curated record.